AUGGAGCUUGAUAAAGUUAACACACAUGUAGAAGAGGAAGAUAAUUCAAGUUCUCACUCUGAGAGAGAGAGCCUAGAAAGGCAGGAAAACGGUUCGCCUACCUCAACAACUGGGUCGGAGGGCGAAGAACCUUUUUAUGCUUCAGACGCUCCCGAUGACAAUUAUGUGAGGUCGGCUUUAGAGGCAUGCUCAAGGCCUUUGACACCUGGAGUUAAUCAGAUGCUUCCAGGGCCCGGUUUCAUCGGAAAUUCCAGCAGCUUGAUCACAAGUAUUGCUAACCAAUAUUAUCAACCUGUUCCAUUACGUUCUGGCUCGACGAACGCACCGAGAAAGACGAACAUCACCAAUAACGUUGUUGCAAAUGUGGUGUGCAAACUCAUAACACCGAUAUCCUUCCGAACGAGCAGCGCGAUGCGAGGGGAUCUCUCGACGUUAGCGUUAAGUCCUCAUCAGGAGAAGAGCAGUCGAGAUAGCGAUCAGGAUGCUCACACGGCAAGCAUGAUAUCGAACGCAGCAUCGCAUACAGAUGGAUUGGCCUUGGAACCCCAUUCGAAGUCGUUCGUCGACACGUCCUCGCUAUUUUCAAGCGACCAUGCACUACAGACUUACCAAAAGCUGCACGACUAUGUCACCUCGCAUUUUAGGAUGCAUGGUGAUAAAACGUCGAACGCGUCGGACUUUGCCCAUGCUGGGGUGGAUUUCGAUGCCACCAGGCGCAAGGGGGGUUUCGCGAGCCCCGUUAAAGACACCAUCAGCAACGGAAGCGAGCCGUUGAGUGAUCCUCAGAAUGCUGCGGUAGGCGCCCCGGCGCGCGCGGAUGGGGCACUUUUGCAGGCACACGAUGCCGUGAAGGCAGCCUCGUUAAGCAACACCUCAAGCGGCAAUAAGGCCUGGAAGGUGACCUCCGAUCACGCGUUGGCGAGUGUCUUUGAGAAAUUCAACGACGUGUCGAUGAAUGCUCACCUGAAUUGGCUGUACCGCAAUGUCCCCCUGCUGCAUCUUCUGGAUGAGGAAGACUUGGCGCGACUGGUACCGUUAUCCCUCCGCCGUGAGUACACCUGCGGCGAUAUCGUUCUCGAGCCCGGAAAUCGCCUCCAUCACCUUUACACCGUCGUUUGGGGCAACGUUGAGGUCUUCCGCGCGAGAUCCACCGGGGCCGCGUACGAGGACAGCGGGAAGGUGCACACCCCGUCGGUCUUCCUCCACAAACAGCGUGGCCUGGCGUCGGCUUCGAUAUCCCCGACCCGCGGCCAGAGACUUCCCACACACGUCCUCGAGGAUGAUUCCGAAGAAUUCAACAUCGACAACACGAUCUACACCCACGUGGCAACCCUCGAGGCGAGGCAAUUAUUCGGCAUCGACAGCCUCGUGUACGACGAGACGUCGAAGUACCUCUUCCGCGCUGGGUGCAUGACGACCAAAACCAUCCUCUCGUUGCUUCCCUUUGACGAGCUGCUCAACUCGCUCUCCCGGAACCCGCGCUUUGCCCAGGGUGUUGGCUCCUCCAUCGCGGACUCCAUUGACGUCUUCGGGCCCAUUCGGCAGUUCUGCCGGAUCGUCUUCGCGCAGGAUUCGCUGCAGAACGAGUACCUCCCGCUGUGGUCCAUCGUGCAGAGCUACACCAUGCUCGAGAACGUCAUCCACACAAAGGUCUUCAGCAAGGAGCUUGACACCGGGGCGUGGGGCUACGCCGUGAACCGCCUGCCGGAGAACCUGACCUCGACGUUUUGUUUCGAUCUGGUGCAUGCCCUUCCGCCGUUCAUUGCGAGCCGUAUGCGGGUUGAGGCGCGCGCUGCCGACGUGCUUCAGCAGCGGAGCUCGCAGUCCUCCCAUCGCGGCCGCACAAAGGUCACCUACAUUCCCACCAAAGAGCGACGACGCUGCUCGUGGAGUCUGGGGAUGGAGGGGAAGACGUUGGUGCUGCUUCGAGAUGGCUUCACGGACCUGCUCGAUUUUCUCACCAUGUUAUGUGUUCACAUUAUCGAGAGCAAUAAGCUGCGUGGUCGCGUGCAGGGUAUGGUACACCCGCCGGCGAUCGACAUCCUCGAUGAGUACAUGCGCAACGUAGAAAAGGAAGAAACGGAGAUGAAGAAAAUCACACCGGAGCAAGAGAAGGAGCGGGUUAAGGACGUACUGCGCCGGAUGCCGUUGUCGCCGGAAGAACAGGACGGCCUGAUUCGAAAUUGGGGAACUUCCACGCUAAUGCGCAUCUAUGAAGUGAUGAUCCACCGCGAGGAGUACAAUGUGCGCAUCGAUCCAAGUAUCUCACGUAAGUUUCAAACGAACCCCUUCCAUGAGUGGUGCCUCAAUCUGCGCGCGUGUGUGCUGGAGAAGCUUGGGAUGUGCCGCUUUUCAGACUUCCCAGAGGAUCUCUCCGUGGACAUCGUGAGCAGUAAUAAGCACUGCAUAAAGAACUUGCUAUCUAGUUUCAUCCGAAAGUACAAGAAGGAGAUCGAGGAGUACGCGCGGGCGGGCAAGGAAAAGGGCGUUGGAUCACCGAAGGACUGGUACAACAAGCAGGACCUGCUCUACGCCGCGUUGGGGGGCUUCCUUCGCAAUUGUCGCCCGGAUCUUAAGGAGGAGUACAACAAGAGCCUUGAGUCGAGUGGGAUUACCGUGCUUGAUGAUACCGCCAUGACGGGAUUGCAAGUUGAGGUUAUCCCUGUGCAUGCUCUCGACCUCACGUCCAUCGACGAGACGCUGCAGGAAUCGAUUCGGAAGCCCUACGAAGAGGCUCUGAACUGUGGGGGUGAGUCCGAAGAGGCAACAUCCCGACAAAAACGUUCAUCGCACCAUUUUAUCAUUAAUAUGGAUUUCGCCUUUGGCGCGCAAGCAGAGGGGAUCUGCCGCGCUAUCUUCUCCGCCUUCGGAAAGCACAUUCGAAGUGUUAGUGUUGUGGGCAAAGCGGGCGGGUUAGUGGGCAAGCGCGGCGACAUCCAGCUCGCGAGCCACGUUCUCCUGUCAAAGUCCAGCCUCAUCAUGGAAGACAACCAAGAUGAGCUCCGCAAUUGCCGCAACCAGGACCUCACCAUUGAGCGGCUGAAGGAGCUCAUCGGACAGCGCAUCGCGGUGCACCACGGCAAGGUUCUAACCGUUACAGGCACGAUGCUUCAGAACGCGCGCUUGUUGAAGUACUACAAGCGGGUGUGGCGCUGCGUGGGGGCAGAGAUGGAGGGCUCCUACUUCGCGCGCGUGAUCGAAGACCUCUACCGCCAAGGUAUUACUCACGAAGAUCUAAAGACACGCUUCGCAUAUUAUACGAGUGAUCUACCGCUUGCACUAUGCGAAGAACAUGAGGGAGUACAGAUUAUGAAGAAUGGAACUGCAGCCCCGGCAACGCUCUCGGCAUCUAUGGGUAUGCAGGAAGGCAUACCACCGCUCUACGCGAUAGCGCGGGCAAUAUUGGAAAAAGUGUUGUUACCAUGA
Phytomonas sp. EM1 is the source of this 3426-nucleotide messenger RNA. Lineage: Eukaryota; Euglenozoa; Kinetoplastea; Trypanosomatida; Trypanosomatidae. The record is from the annotation of a GenBank genome assembly.